Molecule: messenger RNA, 780 nt
Organism: Paramecium sonneborni
Lineage: Eukaryota; Ciliophora; Oligohymenophorea; Peniculida; Parameciidae
Source: the annotation of a GenBank genome assembly
AUCUAUAAAUAUGCAAAAAACUAUUUCAACAGGUGAUUAAGAUUAUAAUAUUGUGAAAGCUGAGUAUCAUUAGGAUUCUGAUGAUGAAUAAUAAGAAAAAUAAGAGAAAAGCUCAAAAUUAGUGAUAGAGGAGGAUGAUGAAGUUCCUUUAGAAUAAAAUUAAUAAAAAAGUACUAAUAUAAAACAAGAAGUAUAAUAACAAUAAUAAGUGUAAAAAUAAUAAGAAAUUUAAAAGCAACCUAUUGAAUAGCCAAAAAAGGUUGUUAGUUAAGUUUAUCCAAAAUUCAUAGACUUUGAUUAUUAAGACAUUAAUAUUAAAUUCAAGCAGGAAUGGAAAGAUAAAAGGAAAAAUCCUGAGCCAAAUAAAUUUGAGAAGAAAGCAGAAAUAGAAAUUAAAGAGCCUAUAUUAUAUACAAUGGAUAAGAAAAAAGCAAAACAUGGAAGAUCAUUUUUUACUUCUUUGUUUUCUACAGAUUUUAGAUAUAUCUAUAUAAAUGGUGGAUAUUUAUAUAUCCUAUAAUUAAAGAAUGACAAGAUGUUGGUGAAGAGUGUUAAUUCUUUAUAGAGAUUAUUUAAAAUAAUACUUAAAGGAGAUUAAAUUUAGUUAUGUUUUAUCAAUGCCAAUUUAGAUAAAACAAAACCACCUAAUGUAUAUUUUAAUUUAAAAAUUAGAUUAAAACAUAUCAAUUUUUAAAAGGUAAAGAACAAAAGGAGAAAUUAUUAAUGAAAAUAAGAGGAGAGAUUAAUAAAUUAGGUUAUGAUUUUGAUUUAAUGAAAUGA